CGAGCCCCGGCUCAGCACCUCGGAGAGCUCCCUCCCUGGCCUUGUUUUGCUUCGGAAUCGCUGCCGGGGGAGGGAGCGAAGGGGCCGGGCACUAGGAGUCGAGGCCGAGGGAUGGCAGUGAAGAGGCCGAAGGGCCCCGGGGGGCAGAGGGCCCAGCCGUGAUCCUGCGAGGGGGCCGGGGCUCCGGGUGGGGUGGGGGGCAGCGGGUGGCGGCAGCAGUGGCCUCACAUCUGAAUGGAAGCGAGCUUUGUCCAGACCACCAUGGCUCUGGGGCUGCCCUCCAAGAAAGCAUCUUCCCGCAACGUGAUCGUGGAGCGCAGGAACCUGAUCACCGUGUGCAGGUUCUCUGUGAAAACCUUGCUGGAGAAAUACACAGCAGAACCCAUUGAUGAUUCAUCUGAGGAGUUUGUUAACUUUGCAGCCAUUUUGGAGCAGAUCCUCAGUCACCGGUUUAAAGCUUGUGCCCCAGCAGGUCCAGUGAGCUGGUUCAGCUCAGAUGGGCAACGGGGCUUCUGGGACUACAUCCGACUGGCCUGCAGCAAGGUGCCCAACAACUGUGUGAGCAGUAUCGAGAACAUGGAGAACAUCAGCACAGCUCGAGCCAAGGGCCGGGCAUGGAUCCGGGUGGCUCUGAUGGAGAAGCGUAUGUCAGAAUACAUCACCACAGCUCUUCGGGACAACCGAACCACCAGACGGUUCUAUGACUCCGGAGCCAUCAUGCUGCGGGAAGAAGCCACUGUCCUUACGGGGAUGCUGAUUGGGCUCAGCGCCAUCGACUUCAGCUUCUGUCUAAAGGGCGAAGUUCUGGACGGGAAGACACCGGUGGUCAUCGAUUACACGCCCUACUUAAAGUUCACCCAGAGCUACGACUACCUGACGGAUGAGGAGGAGCGGCACAGCGCGGAGAGCAGCACCAGUGAGGACAACUCUCCUGAGCACCCCUACCUGCCUCUGGUCACCGACGAGGACAGUUGGUACAGCAAGUGGCACAAGAUGGAACAGAAGUUUCGAAUUGUCUAUGCACAGAAGGGAUACCUGGAGGAGCUGGUGCGUCUGCGGGAGUCGCAGCUGAAGGACCUGGAGGCGGAGAACCGGCGGCUGCAGCUGCAGCUGGAGGAAGCCGCAGCUCAGAAUCAGCGUGAGAAGCGGGAACUGGAAGGCGUGAUCCUGGAGCUGCAGGAGCAGCUGACAGGUCUGAUCCCCGGUGACCAUGCCCCCCUGGCCCAGGGUUCCAAGGAGUUCACUACACCUCUGGUCAACCAGUGGCCCUCCCUGAGCACACUCAAUAGGCCUGAGGGUGCCAGCAACUCAAAGCUCUAUCGGAGACACAGCUUCAUGAGCACCGAGCCGCUGUCUGCAGAGGCCAGCCUGAGCUCAGACUCCCAGCGCAUGGGAGAGGGCAAGCGGGAUGAGGAACCCUGGGGCCCCAUCGGGAAGGACCCCACGCCCUCCAUGCUGGGCCUCUGCGGCUCCCUGGCCUCCAUUCCCAGCUGCAAGUCUCUGGCGAGCUUCAAAUCCAACGAAUGUCUGGUGAGCGACAGCCCAGAGGGCAGCCCGGCACUCAGCCCGAGCUGAGGAGCAGCACGGGCAAUGCCAGCCCCACCUGACAGCCCCGAGGGCAGCCUGGCACUCAGCCUGAGCUGAGAAGCAGCAUGGGCAAUGCCAGCCCCACCUGCCAGGGACCACAGACAACUGCCACCAUGACCCCAACCCAGGCAACCCUUCAAGAAUGCUGCCCACCUAGCUGAGGGUCUCUAGGGAAAGACAACCAAACCUCUUUCUCGCUUCUGCUUCAGGCCAAAGAGGCAGGAGCUGCAGUGGGAAGUGGUGGGGCCAGGAGGGAGGAGCACCCGGGGCACAGGUAGCCAGGCCCCUGGGGAGGCUGGUGGUCCUGAAGCCUUCCUGGCUCCCUUUGCUCAUCUUCUACACCUGCCUCAGGAGCAGGUGGCCCAGCCCUGGCAUUCCUGCUGCCCUGCCUCUGGUCUGUCCCUGUGUACCCUCUGAAGUCACCCUUCCUUGGUACCUAUGUGGGGCGAAAAUAGCAAAUAAAAACCAGAGGACUGA
Messenger RNA from Microtus oregoni (creeping vole), 2064 nucleotides. RefSeq names its product RUN domain containing 3A (gene Rundc3a). Lineage: Eukaryota; Metazoa; Chordata; Mammalia; Rodentia; Cricetidae. The record is from RefSeq and is a predicted model, not a curated record. The transcript is spliced from 11 exons. Gene Ontology annotation, cellular component: cytosol. The coding region runs from base 235 to 1575 and encodes 446 amino acids.